UUCUUCUUCUGCGCAUAAUAAAACCCUUUUUGCCGUGAGAACUUAGCUAGGGUUUUACUUCACACCGAUGAAAAUGGAGGAACCUUCAUUCACAAACGGCGAUGAUGAUGAUUUCUGCAAUUCAAUCCUCUCUCGCUUCGGCAACUCCACCGCCGAGAAUCACCAGCACCUCUGCGCCACCGUCGGCGUCAUCUCGCAGGAGCUCAAGGAACGCAACAUGCCUUCCUCCCCCGUCGCCUACUUCGGCGCCACCUGCAGUUCCCUCCGCAGCUUCGCUUCUGAACCGAACCCUCACAAUCACAGCAUCGACGCACUCCUCACCAUCCUCUCCCUCCUCAUCGCCGGGGUCCCCGUCCCUGUGCUGAAGACGCAGAGAGAGUUCUUAUCUAACUUCAUCGUCCGUGUUCUCCAGUCGCCUUCGGUUUCCGAGAGCGGCGCUGUCAGUGGAAUCAAGUGCCUCUCGCAUUUGCUGAUCAGUAGGGACACUGUUGACUGGUCUGAUGUCUCUCCCUUGUUCAAUGUCUUGCUGGUGUUCCUCACUGAUUCGCGACCUAAGGUUAGAAGGCAAUCACAUUUGUGUCUUCGUGAUGUCUUGUUAAACUUUCAAAGUUCUUCACUUCUGGCAUCUGCAAGCGAAGGUGUCACGAGCUUACUUGAGAGGUUUCUUUUGCUUGCCGGUGGAGCAAAUGCAAAUAGUGGUGAAGGAACUAAAGGAGCACAGCAGGUUCUGGAUGUUCUUGAUGCCUUGAAAGAAUGUCUGCCUUUUUUGUCACUAAAAUACAAGACCAGCAUUCUUAAGCACUUCAAAACCCUCUUGGAUCUACGUCAUCCUCUAGUCACGAGGCGCAUAACAGAUGCUUUGAAUUUUCUCUGUCUUAACCCUUCAGCAGAAAUUUCCCCUGAAGCCCUACUUGAAUUGUUAAGCUCAUUAGCUCUUUCCAUCUCAUCAAAUGAGAUGUCUGGAGAUGGAUUGACAUUUACUACUCGUUUGCUUGAUGUUGGAAUGAAGAAAAUUUAUACUCUUAACAGGCAACUAUGCAUAAUUAAGCUUCCCAUUGUUUUUAAUGCUCUCAAAGAUAUUUUAGCAUCUGAAUAUGAAGAGGCCAUAUAUGCGGCCACAGAUGCACUCAAAAGCAUGAUCAAUUCUUGUGUCGAUGAAAGUUUGAUUAAACAGGGAGUGGACCAGCUCACUUUGAGCAAAAACGGAGAACCAAGGAGGUCAGCGCCCACGAUUAUUGAAAAAAUUUGUGCAACUAUUGAGAGCUUACUUGAUUAUCACUAUGCUGCUGUCUGGGACAGAGUAUUUCAAAUUGUUUCGGCUAUGUUUCAAAAAUUAGGAAAUAAUUCUCCGUAUUUUAUGAGAGGAAUAAUCAAAAACUUGGAAGAUAUGCAAAAGCUGCCUGAUGAAGAUUUUCCUUUUAGGAAACAGUUGCAUGUAUGCGUUGGAUCUGCUCUUGCUGCAAUGGGACCUGAAACUUUAUUAUCCCUUAUACCUCUGAAUUUGGAGGCUGAAGAUUUAUCUGAUGCAAAUAUUUGGCUUUUUCCAAUUCUGAAACAAUAUAUUGUUGGGGCGCGAUUAAACUAUUUUACAGAAGAGAUUUUGCCUAUGAUUGAACGUGUAAAGGAGAAGGCUCAGAAGCUUGAGAAUCGGGGACUCAUGGUGUCGUCAAGGAAUGCAGAUGCACUUGCUUACUCUUUAUGGUCUUUGCUGCCUUCAUUUUGUAACUAUCCUUUGGACACAGCUAAAAGUUUCAAGUCUCUAGAGAAACAUUUACGUAAGAAGCUAAAAGAAGAACCUGAUCUUCGUGGAAUAAUAUGCACUAGCUUGCAGCUUCUGAUUCAACAGAAUAAGAAUAUUAAGGACUCAAAUGACCAGGAUUGUGCUGGGCAAGAUGUGGUCAAAGAAGAAGUUUUGGUUCAUUAUUCGCAGCAGGUAGCAACAGAAAAUCUGAAUGAGCUGAAGUCAUCUGCAAGGAACUUGCUGAAAGAACUGUCAGAAGUAUUCUUGAAUACUACAAAAGAUGAUGGUGGCUGUUUGCAGCGCACGAUUGGUGACAUUGCUUCUAUAGCAGAUAGUGAAUAUAUAUGCAAAUUAUUUGGAGAGAAAAUGUGGCAGCUUUAUAAAUGCACUCAAAAGGCCAGUAAAGCAGGAAAUUCGAAAGAUUCUAUGCAGAUUGAUGAUGCAUCAAAUAAUGUGUCUCCAUUAGUUAUCAGGGCUCAGCUUCUGGAUUUUGCAGUUUCUCUGUUGCCGGGUUUAAAUGAGGAGUGUAUUGCUUUAUUAUUUCAAGCAAUAAAGCCAGCAUUUCAGGAUGUUGAAGGUGUCCUGCAGAAGAAGGCAUACAAAGUACUUUCAAUCAUUCUCAGGAGCAAAGAUGAUUUUCUUUCUUUGAAGUUUGAGGAAUUGCUUGGGCUUAUGAUUGACAUUCUUCCUUCAUGCCAUUUUUCUGCCAAACGUCACAGGCUUGAUUGCCUUUACUUCUUAAUUGUCCAUGUCUCAAAAUCAAAGGAUAAUCUGGAGCACUGGCGAGAAAUUGUUGGUUCUUUCCUUACUGAAAUAAUACUUGCUCUUAAAGAGGCUAAUAAAAAAACCAGGAACAGGGCUUAUGAUAUUCUUGUUGAAAUUGCCCAUGCAUUUGGGGAUGAGGAGAGAGGUGGGAACAGAGAAAACCUGCUUCAAUUUUUCAACAUGGUUGCUGGUGGCCUUGCUGGGGAAACACCACAUAUGAUAAGUGCCGCGGCCAAAGGUUUGGCUCGUUUGGCUUAUGAGUUCUCCGAUCUUGUUUUAACUGCUUUUAACUUGCUCCCAUCCACGUUUCUCCUCCUCCAGCGGAAAAAUAGAGAGAUAAUUAAGGCUAAUCUAGGUUUAUUAAAGGUAUUAGUAGCCAAAUCACAAGCAGAAGGGUUGCAAUUGCACCUCAGAAGUAUGGUGGAGGGUUUGCUGAAGUGGCAAGACAACACCAAAAAUCAUUUCAAAGCAAAGGUUAAACUUAUUUUGGGAAUGCUUGUUACGAAGUGUGGACUGGAGGCUGUUAAAGCAGUUCUUCCUGAUGAACAUAUUAAGCUUCUAACCAACAUACGCAAGAUCAAGGAGCGCAAAGAGAGGAAUCGAGGGGCUAAAUCUGAAGAAACUAGAUCUCAUCUUUCAAAAGCAACGACAUCCAGGCAAAGUAGGUGGAAUCACACAAAAGUCUUCUCGGAUUUUGAUGAAGAUAGCGGCAAUAGUGAUGCGGAAUACCUGAAUGCCAAGACAAUGUCCAGAGGGGGCAAGUCUUUACGUCUCAAAUCAGCAGCUUCUUCAUUUAGGUCCAAUAUCAGACUAAAGAAGAAUUUGCCCGAGCACUUUUCUGACCAGUCCGAUGAUGAGCCACUUGAUUUGCUUGAUCGGCAGAAAACAAGGUCAGCUCUUAGAUCGUCUGAUAAUCUCAAAAGAAAGUCGAGAUUAGAUGAUGAGAUGGAGGUGGAUUCUGAAGGACGUUUGAUUAUCCGUGAGGAAGAGGAAUGGAAGAACGAAAAACCUGAUGACCCAGACUAUGAUGCUAGGAGUGAGCGGGAUACUCAUUUGUCUGCGAAGUCAGGAACUAAAGGACAGAAGCGGAGAAAAACAUCCGACUCUGGUUGGGCUUACACAGGGAAGGAAUAUGCUAGCAAAAAAGCAAGCGGAGAUGUUAAGAGGAAGGACAAGCUUGAACCUUACGCAUAUUGGCCACUUGAUCGGAAAAUGAUGAGUCGUCGCCCACAGCACCGGUCGACUGCAAGAAAAGGUAUGGCCAGUGUUGUAAAGAUGACAAAAAAGCUUGAAGGCCAGAGUGCCUCUGGUGUGCUGUCCCUGAAAGGCUUGAAACUAAAAAAGACUCACAAGAAAGGUGGCAAGGGAAAGAAAAAAAUGUAAGUAGCGCCAGCGCUGAUUGUUGUGCCAUGUUUUGCAGUAUUUAGAUAAUAAUAGCAUUAUACCAAUUUUGAAGCCCCAUAAAGUGUAAGAUGAAGCUAAAUCAAGUGUAUUUUAUUUUAAUGUAUUCAAUUGAUUAGAAAGGGAAGCAGGCUUUUUGGUUCCUAUUUGUUAUUUGUACACGACUUCUCAUGUAUAUUCGUUCAUAUAGUUUAAUUUAACAAAAUGUUUUAAAUUA
Lotus japonicus is the source of this 4124-nucleotide messenger RNA. RefSeq lists its product as uncharacterized. The transcript has 18 exons. Lineage: Eukaryota; Viridiplantae; Streptophyta; Magnoliopsida; Fabales; Fabaceae. The coding region runs from base 68 to 3889 and encodes 1273 amino acids. The record is from RefSeq and is a predicted model, not a curated record.